Gasterosteus aculeatus aculeatus (three-spined stickleback) is the source of this 7411-nucleotide messenger RNA. RefSeq lists its product as uncharacterized. The record is from RefSeq and is a predicted model, not a curated record. Lineage: Eukaryota; Metazoa; Chordata; Actinopteri; Perciformes; Gasterosteidae.
AGUUUUGAAACUUCCUGGGAGAAGAUUAUUCCUGGGGUUAAAUCAACUGGAGCCACCAUAAAGGAGCUGGAUUUCACCAACAACAUCUCUGAAGCUCUGAUACCAGAGGAAACAAUAAGAUUGCUGUUUCAAGUGUGGAAGGAGGAACAUCACAAUCCAAAGUUAACUUCUUAACGAAAUACUUUCACGCGAGGAACAGGAGUUAAAUCCUAAUUAGAGCAAUGACACAGCCAGCAGAAUGACCCAAACCAAACAUAAGUGGACAAUGGAGGAAAGAAAACAAGACAAAAAAAUGCAAGCCGUCAUUGAAAACAAGAGGGAAACCAUUAAAAGACAAAAACAAUUAACAUGUCAAUUAUUGGGAGAGAUUGAACAAGUUUUGGAAGAUAUACAAAGAGAAAGAGAUGAAAAUGACUACCUAAGAAGAAAUACAGAGCAACAACAGGAGGACAUUGACAGACUGAGAGGUGAAAAACAUGAGCAGCACGUAUUAAUCAAAAGACUGAGAUUACAGAUAAAAAAUGUUGUCAAAAAAAUUGAGAGAAAAAAUAAAGCUAUCCAGGAAAGUAUGCAAUUUCUGAAAAUACAGAUGGAAAUAUACCAAGAGAGGAGAACUCUGGAAGGACAACAUAAUGAGCUCGUUGAUGAGAGGCAAAAGUUGGAAAUGAUUAAGUAUAAUCAGACAAAAUUGAAAGAAUGUAGGGAACAAAUGAAGGAGGUAAAGAGAGACCAGGAGAUAACGGAGAAGAUGAUGGCUGACUAUCUGCUUAGUCUAAUUAAAAAAAGUAAGAUGGUAAUGCUUGAAGCAAAGCAGACAAAAAAACAAAUGGACAAAAACAUGGAAGACAUGAAGCAAGAAAUAAAGAAAAAUAAACAGGUUAUUUCACAGCAUCAAUAUCAAAUGUAUCACAUAAAACAUAAUAUGAAGGUAAAUAUCAACAAGAUGAAGAAAAGGUGGACAAAACAUCAGAGCAUUGAAAGGAAGAGAAAAGAAAAAGAUGUCAAAACGAAUCUUCGCAAAAUUCAGGAAGAGAUGGAGAAACUUUGGGAGGUGCUAGAAGAGGUUGAACUACAAUUGGAAACAACUGUGAGAGAGGAACAGGGGCAAAAGACAGAAAGUUGCGGAAUGGAAAUUAUUAAAGCUGAUUUUCAAAAGCAAAGAGAAAGCAUGAACACAACAUACCGGGAAACGGAGAUAGAGACUAAUAUGCAGAAGCAAAAUACAAUCCUAGAAAACCAGUUAGAACAGGUCCAAUCUGAAGAAUGCAUCAUACAAAACAUCAGGACCAAAAUAAAGACUGACAGUGGAAACAUUGAAAGAGACAGGCACGGAGCUCAAGCAGAAAUGAAUGCAAGGAUGUCUGUACAAGGAAGUUCAGAAAUUAAAAAAGAGAACGCAGACGACAAGUCACAAAGGACAAAGAAAGAGAGAAGAGACAUGGCAGUUAUAAACACUGACAUUAAAAUUAGGGGAAAUUACUCUGUAAAAAGGAUGAGAAUGAGCAGGAGAGCAAAGGAAGAGUUCUGUAAGAUGAUGGAAGACACUGAAUCUGAUAAACAAGACAUCGAGGGAAGACAAGUUAAGACCGAGGAGCAGAGGUUAGAAAAUAUAGAAGACAGAUUUGAUGAUCAGAAAGCAAUAGUUGAACAGGUGGACGGAACCAGAGACAUAAUACAACAUAAAGUUAAUCAGUUAGAAGAAGACAGCAUAGACCCAAUCAACAAGAAUGAAGUCAACACCAAUAUGGAGAGAGGGAAUGUAAAAGAAAUCACAAAUAUGUUGUGUAAAGUGAGAGAAGAUGCAGAGCAAAGCAGGAAGGACUUCACAGAAGAAAAGAGCCAGAUACAGUGGAUACAUUUUCAAGUUAAAAAAAAGAGAAGAGAACUUGACCAGCAUCUGGAGAGGACCAUGAGGGAAAGGGAUGAGGUAGAAAUCAUGAAGGUAAACAUACAACAACAAAGGAAGGAGGUGGAACAAAAGCUGGAAGACACAAUAACUACCAUUCGUUCGAUGAGCAAGAUAAAAGCCAGUAUAGAAAACGCCGCUAGUGAAAUGAACAUCACAAAGGAAAAAAUACUCAAAGUCCAAAGAAAGAUGAAUCAGAACAAGGAAGAGGUAAAGAAGAACAUGGACAAGAUGACCUCCUUGAAAGCUCAGGUCAGUAAAUGGAUGUUGACUGAAUCUGCAAUCAAAAGUAUUUUUUCUUUGAAUAUAUCUAAACCUCAGGAGCCAUGGAAAGUAACAGACAGAAACCCUGUAAGAGAACAAACAUUUGAAAUUUCAACAGACAUUAAAAAAGUACAUGAACAAAUUACUAAAAAGACCAUCACUUUGCAACGGUCCAUAACAUUGGAUGACUUGCAUCAAAGUGAAGUAAAAGAACAAGAAAAUAUGCAUUUAGAGCAAAGAAAAGAACUCAAUUUUGCCGUGGACAUGAAGGAAAAGCAGAAUGUUGAAGAAACGUUAAUGAAUGAUCAGACACCAAUUAUGAUACAUGUAAGAGAAACGGAAGAAGUCGAAAACCAGAUGUCCAAACUAAAAGAGAAGGAGGAGAAAAUAAAAGAGCAAAUUAAGUAUGCCACAGAGAACAUGGAGCAAAGGAAUAAAGAUAUUAAGAGUCUCAUAAUAGAUAUAAAUGUCUUGCAGAGUCAAAAAAAAGAAAUUGAAAAUGGGUUGCAAAUGAUAACUGACAGUACUGAUGUACAACGACUACGGGCCGAGAUUUCUAGAACACAAGAAAUCAUAAGGCAAAUGAAUCUAGAACUUGAAAACCACACUGAAGAAAUUAUUAUCAUCAAACAUCAUGCGGAUGAAGAAAAUGAAAUUGAAAGGUUGCUACGUGACAUAAAACUAUUCCAAGAGCUUUUGGAACUAGUAAAGACUGCAAUAAGGCAAAGUAAAGUACAUCAGAAGGAAGAACGUACAACCGCAGCAAAAAGACAGAAAAGAAAACAAGAUCAAAGGUUAGAGAAAACAUUGAGAGAGAGAGAUGAAUUGGAUAUUUUAAAAAUUAAACUGCAAAGACAAACUGAUAUGACAGAGCAGAAGUUUGAGAAAAUAGCAAAAGUUAUGAUCACCACAGAGAAAAUUGCUGCCAAGAUCAGACUGAAAAAUGAAAACAUACAGAUUAUUAUGAAGGAGACAGGAGUACUGACACAGUUGGAUGACCUGAACUUUAAGAUUGAGGCUGCAAAACAUGAACCAGAAAAAAGACGUCAUUUAAUAUUCCAGGGAAGAGCUGACCUAUUAAAAGUCAACAAUGCAAUUUGGCUGUAUAAGGCUAGUGAACAUGCCUUUAAAAUAACUGAAAGGGAGGAAUGGGACAUACAGAGAAGAACAAGGAACAAAAUGGGAAAAAAAAUGUUCCAACUGAGAUCAGAAAAUGUCAAACUGAAAGAGGACAUUUUAUCAAUAGGGCACAGCCUGUAUCAGAAAAUAUAUGAAAUUGAACAGCAAAAUUACUUCAUAAGUAACCAGGUAAUUGAGAGAGGAGAGAUUGAAAUGCUGAAUCAACAAAUUCAAUUUGAGAUGGAAAAUGUGAGCCAAGCUGAGGCAGAAAUACAACAGAUGAACCGUUUAAGGACAAGCAUGGAAACAAACAAACAAGAGAUUAAUGACAGGGUGCAAAUGGUCAAAGGAGAAAUAAAAGAAAUGGAACUAAAGUCUGAGCUGAAAUUUAAAAAAAGAGAAAGUAAACAAUUAUUUGAAAAAGGAAUACAAAAGAUGGAGGAUAGUGAAAUGAAGCGGAAUGAACUAGAAAGAGAAAAGGAAAUACGGAGGAAAGAGACCACAAAGACAAGAGAAUUGGAGCAAAGACAGGAAAACAACAUGAGAGAGGUGGAUGUGUCAGAAAUAUGGCGGAUAAAAUUGCAACGUCAGAAGGAGGUGCUGGAUAGGGAGAAGCAGAGAUUCAAAGACAAGACCACUCUUAUCCAAGUUUCCAGAGAGCAGUAUGAACAAAGUCUGGAAAAUAAUAUGUUGAAAAACAUCAGGGAGAAAGUUAAAAAUAUACACAAAAAAUCAAUAGCCACAGAUUUUAUUAUAAGCCAUCACAACAUGAGACAAGAGAUUAAUGUAAAUUUGGAAGCAAUUAGGAGCGAAAUGGAAAUUGUUGGAAAUGUAAGGGUUCAUUUAGGGGAACAUAGAGAAACUCUCAAAGCAAUUAAAACUGACAACAGGACUCUAAGAGACAACAUGAGCAAAAUAAAAUAUCAGUUAGAGAUGGACUCUAAAGAAAGGGCAAUAGGCUUAGAAGCAGAGAUGGAUGAUAUUGACCACAAUGGCAAGAAUAUACAAAAGCAUGUACUCAAAAAAAGUGGCAUUCAAAAAGAGCAAGAAGGUAAAAAUAUCCUUGUUGUUGAGAAAUAUGCUCGCAAGAUGGAGACACAGAAGAGGAAGAAGGUGCUCGACCAGCGAUUGGAGAGGAUCAACAGAGAGAGGGAUGAACUAGAGAUCAUUAAACUGAAGAUGCAGAGAGAAAAAGAUGAGAGCAAAUGUGGAAUUGUUCAGUUUGACAAUUUUGUUCAAAAGCACUGGCAUCUAAUUCAGACAGGUAUGGAGGAAUUUAGAGUAAUGAAAAAACAGAGUGAAGAUGUAAAUGAAUACUUUAAAGAUCAAAAGCAGCACAUGAAGGCCCAGGCAAAGAAAAUAACCAAGGGAAGAGAGGAGGUGGAGCAACUCAAGAUGGACAUUCAAAGACAAAAAGAAAUUAUGAGAAGUUAUUUAAAGAGCAUGCAACAAAUGCAAACAAAUUUAGAGCAAGAGAGAUUCAAGACUAUAAAAGUCAAUGUCAAUCAAUCAAUCAAAAAAGAAAAGAAAAGAAACAAGGGAAAACGUGAAGACAUAGUGCUAAGACAAAACAAAUUGAACAGUGAAAAGGAGUUAUUGCUCAAAUAUGAACAACAGCAAGUAAAGAAGGGACACAAUGACAUGAAGAGACGGAUUUGUGAUACGUUGAGUGAGAAAAGAAAAAAAAUGCCCAGAACUGAUAGGAAACCAAUGCAGAAGAAGGUAGUUGAAGUCCAAUGUGCAAAAGGGCAUAAUGUAAAAGAGAGGUAUUUGAAAAGUGAAAAAAUACCUUUAAAACAUUCUACAGACACUCUUGUUUUACAAUUAAACAUACCAUUUCCUGAAAUCAUUAACAAGAAAAGAGGUAUUUUACAAUCGGAAAUAAAUCUGAACAGUAAAUUGAAAUCAUUUGAAACUGUGAGAGCAAAACUUAAACAUUUCAGUGAAAAAAUUGUAAAAAUCAAAGUGGAGGAAUUAGGAGAACAUACUACAAAUGUAGAAAAACUGUGCAUUGUGAUGGAGCAAAAGCAAACAGAGCUUGAUGAUGAAACACAUAAAUUGCCUGGUUAUCACCAAAUGUUCAUAAGCGAAAAGCAAGCUCUCCUAAGGAUGGUUUCAAACCGGUUCAAAGAUGGCAAUCAAAAGGACAAACAAGAUGGUGAAAAGCUAAAAGAGGACAUGAUUAAAAAGAUAGAGCAUCAGAAAAAUAUGAACUGUAUUAUCAAAGAGGAAUUGGACUUGGAGAUUAUGAAAUUUGACAUGAAGAAACAAAUGAGCCUGCUUAAACAUGACGGAAAAGAAAUGAAAGAGAAGAAAAAAACGCUUAAAAUAACAAUGUCUCAGCUAAAAAAUGUGAAAAAAUACAUCAAUAGGCUUUUUCAAGAGAUACAUGUCAAACUGGAAAACACAAAGAUUGAGUUCCAAAAGGAGAAAGAAAUCAGAGAAAAUAAGUUUAAUGAGAUAAACAGAGCGAGAGACUACAUUAAGGAUUUGAUCCUUAAGCUUCAUGCGGAAAAAGACAAGUUAAAGGUCGACAUGGACAUUAUUAUCUUAAAACAAGAUAAACUAGAACUCAAGAAAGAUGAUUCCAAUAGACAAAAACAAGAACUGGAAAAUAUAAAGACGAGUGUAAUGGCUGGAAGACAGGAACUGGACAUUUGGAGGGAGGAUCUCAACAAGAGGAAAGAAGAGAUUGGAGCUGCCAUGAACUCCAUCAAUGGAGAGAAAGAAAAACUCAGUCAGAUGAAGAGUAGUGCUGACAUGGACAGACACAGGUUGGACAAUGAGAAGGUCAGAUUGGAAGAAGAAGGGUCUGAACAGAAAAUAAGACAAGCGUAUCUCUUGAAUGAAAUGAAAUUAAUAGAAACUUUUAAAGGACAAUUUAAAACGCUGACUAAAAGGGUUAAGGAAGACAAGAAAGAAAAAAUGAAAGAAUUACAACUACAUAGUGAAGAUGUAGUAGAGAUGUACACUGAAUUGAAACAAAAGCUUGCAGCUCUAAAUGUACAGAAAGAAGGUGUGGCUUGUUCCACCGAACUGAUGGAGAGGGAAAAGAAAAGUCUGAUAAGUAUACUGUCAGACAUGGUCAUCCAAAGAGAAAACAAUGAAUGCCAAAGGAAGCAGAAAUUUGAGGUGUUCAAAGAAUAUGUGAACAAACUGAAGGCAGAAUUAAGGCAAGAAAGAAAUCAUCUCGACAGAGAGAGUGAGAUGAUGACGACAGAAAAACUGGACUUGGAGCUGAUGAAGUGUGACAUUCUGAAACAAAGAGACAUAUUAGAACAAGAGCAACAAGAUAUAAAGAGGGAGCAAUUCGAACUGGAAACCACAAAAAUUGAGAUUCAUAAACAGAAAGAACGCAGAGAAAAUAUGUUUAUUGAGAUAAACAGAGCGAGAGGCUACAUUAAGGAUUUGAUCCUUAAGCUUGAUGCAGAAAAAGACAAGUUAAAGAUCGACAUGGACAUUAUUAUCUUAAAACAAGAUAAACUAGAACUCAAGAAAGAUGAUUCCAAUAGACAAAAACAAGAACUGGAAACAAUAAAGACGAGUGUAAUGGCUGGAAGACAGGAACUGGAACUUUGGAGGGAGGAUCUCACCAAGAAGAAAGAAGAGAUUGGAGCUGCUAUUAACUCCAUCAAUGGAGAGAAAGAACAACUCAGUCAGAUGAAGAGUAGUGCUGACAUGGACAGACACAGGUUGGACAAUGAGAAGGUCAGAUUGGAAGGAGAAAGGUCUGAACUGAAAAUAAGAGAAGCUCAUCUCUUGAAUGAAAUGAAAUUAAUGGAAACUUUUAAAGGACAACUUAAAACGCUGACUAAAAGGAUGAGGGAAGACAAGAAAGAAAAGAGGAAAAAAUUACAACUACAUAGUGAAGAUGUAGUAGAGCUGUACACUGAAUUGAAACAAAAAGCUUGCAGCUCUAAAUGUACACAAAGAAAGUGUGGCUUUUUCCACCGAGCUGAUGGAGAGGGAAAAGAAAAGUCUGAUAAGUAUACUGUCAGACAUGGUCAUCCAAAGAGACAACAUUCAAUGCCAAAGGAAGCAGAAAUUUGAGGUGUUCAAAGAAUAUGUGACCAAACUGAAGGCAGAAUUAAGGCAAGAAAGAAAUGACCUCGACAGAGAGAG